AUGCUUGUGUCAAAGUUUAGACUUUUUGAACAACCUAUAGGUUGCAAAGUAGAAACAGCCGAAGCAUUGAUUAAAGCAGCAUGUGUUUUACAUAAUUUUAUUCGCAUAAGAGAAGGUGUAUUUUCAACACCUUCACACCCAUCUACUAUCAAUUCAAUGGGAUAUCAAAAUAUUGAGGAUCAAGGAAUAAGACCAACAAGAGCAGCAGAAAGUAACAGAGAUUUUUUAUGUGACUAUUUUGUAUCAGACGAGGGUAAAGUUCCAUGGCAAGACAAUUUCUCGUAA
Molecule: messenger RNA, 285 nt
Organism: Macrosiphum euphorbiae (potato aphid)
Lineage: Eukaryota; Metazoa; Arthropoda; Insecta; Hemiptera; Aphididae
Source: the annotation of a GenBank genome assembly